AAUAUUGAAUCACUUUUUGUAAAAUGACAUAAUUACUGUUUUUCACAAAUCAAACUAUUUUAUAAAAAUGGGAGCUCAUAACUCUACACCUCAAACUGUGCGCAUUGAAAAUCCGCUACGGACUUUAUCAAUACAAGUUACCCCAUCAGUAGUCUCACGAUUGGUGGGCGUUGAAAAAGAGAUGCAGAAGAAAUUAAAUGAUGCCAUUGAAAGCCAAGGGGAAAAUCUACAAGCCCAUUUGCCAUAUAGAUCCGUUCAAGAAAUGCCCCACAAUUGGUCACAGGCUCAAGAUGCAUAUCGAAAGAAAUACAAUGAAGUAGAAGUAUACCAAUUCGAUAAAUCAGUCGAGAGAGUUGAAACUAGGAUUGGAAAACCGUUAGCAUGGGUAGAAGAUGUUAAUGAAACCAUUACAAAGAUGAGGAAAGAACUAAUAAAAUGUUAUCGAGAUAAUCCGAAACAGUCAUUAUGCUGUGCAGAUAUAGCAAAAGAAUAUCAAGAUUUCAUUUUUCGAGAACAAUUUAAGACUAUUUUAAAAUCAAAUUAGAUAAAUAUUAAAUAAAUUAUAUAUUAAUAUAAAAAUUAAUAACUCCAUCUAAAAGAGCUUGGCCGAUUCCUUUUUUAAUAUUUUAAUUUUUAUGACAUUCAUUGAUUCCGCCCAAAGUUUAUUUGUCUAUACAGUCUGACAUAAGCACUGUAUAAUUACACUUCGAUUCCGU
Lucilia cuprina (Australian sheep blowfly) is the source of this 716-nucleotide messenger RNA. RefSeq lists its product as uncharacterized. Lineage: Eukaryota; Metazoa; Arthropoda; Insecta; Diptera; Calliphoridae. The record is from RefSeq and is a predicted model, not a curated record. The transcript has a single exon. The coding region runs from base 68 to 544 and encodes 158 amino acids.